This is a messenger RNA of Nicotiana attenuata, 691 nucleotides long. RefSeq lists its product as uncharacterized. The record is from RefSeq and is a predicted model, not a curated record. Lineage: Eukaryota; Viridiplantae; Streptophyta; Magnoliopsida; Solanales; Solanaceae. Bases 188 to 388 code for a protein of 66 amino acids. The transcript has a single exon.
UCCACCUUCAUUAUUACACAUUGGCAGUUAGUGGCUACUGAGGCUCUAUAAAAAGUAGGCACAUCAGUGUCUGUUCCCAUGCACACUUUAGCCCUCUGCUAAGUCUUUCAAAUUCAAAAAACAAAAGCACCCAUAACUCCAUUAAUUGUAUCCUAUAAACUGCUGGUUUUUGUUUGAAAUCAAAAGAAUGGUAUCCAGAGUGGAAGAAGCAAUGAAGAUAAGGCAACAGCAGCAAGAGGUCAAAAAUCACCAAGUCCAGAAGCAGAUGCAAUGCAACAAAGGAAAAACAAUUAAGUUCAAGCGGAGCAGUUCCAAUGUUGAAGAAGAUGGUGCUUCUUCUGCUAUUCUCUUGCUUGCUUGUAUUGCCUGUGCCUCCUCCCACCUAUAGAAUAUAGAUCAACUUGUUAUUAUCCAGAUGAUAAGUAUAUGCAUGCAUUAAUAUUAGUGUUAUUGUUAUUAUUAUUAUUAUUAGGUUUCUCCAGCUGCUCCUUGUAUGUUCCAAUUAUUAGUCAUAUAUGGAAUAGUAUAAGUACCUUUCUGGACAAAUUAUAGCUAGCUCUUUGGGUAAAAUUUAGUCCAACGUAUACAACAUUCCUGUAAGUCUCGUGGUUCAAUUUUCUCUUUUCUUCCUUUGAACAAAUCCAAGAUUUAAUUAAAUCAAUAGAUUCAAAACGAGUGUGAUCUUAUUAUA